Molecule: messenger RNA, 783 nt
Organism: Penicillium brevicompactum
Lineage: Eukaryota; Fungi; Ascomycota; Eurotiomycetes; Eurotiales; Aspergillaceae
Exons: 2
Coding region: 1-783 (260 amino acids)
Source: RefSeq, a predicted model, not a curated record
AUGGAAUCCAUUCAGUCCGAGAAAGAUCUUCCAGAGACCUUCGACCUCGAAUCCAAUAGAUACGAAUACGAUCCAUGGCUUUUGGACGACCAUCCUUUGCGCUCCUAUCCGACCGAGUGCAUACCAGGACUAGGGGCCUAUCUAGACGAGACCAUUGGAAAGCGGACGAAGGCUCUCCUACGCGCGGGGUCCCUUCCGCAUGACACGUCCCCACACAUCCACACACGUCCUCAAACUGGUACAUGCACCUUCCCCACACUCGACACGCGACCGCAGGCUCUGGAGGCAUCUCUAGCGGCAGGAUGCGGUGGAGUGCGAAUGCCCGUGUGGAUGCACCACGGCGAGCUGCAGGUCGGCAAUGCGGUCACCGGACACAGCCCGGACGCCGCUCUCAACCGACUCGGUCUCGACCCGCUGCUUGCGAAGAUGAACCAUGCUGCCGCCUCCGCGCCUGGUCCUAUCGCUACCAGCUCUCUGGACGAGCCAUCGGAAACAUUCCUUUUGAUGCUCGAUGCUAAGAGCCCCCUACACGAUCUCCUCCCUGCUCUUGUCGAGCAGCUCGAUGCCCUCCGACGCAGUGGCCAUCUAUCUCACUGGGAUGGGGAGUCUGUCAUUGAACGCCCCGUGACUGUUGUUGUUACUAGCGAGGCUAUUCCCGACAGCGAUUGCGUGAAUGUCAAUCACUCUGAUAUUUUUUGGUCUGCUUUCCCAGAAGCACGGACGACGGCGAGCUCAAUCAUGGAAGAUGGCCUCCGGCGCCUCUUCCCUGUCUGUGUAGCCUGA